Messenger RNA from Drosophila serrata, 2915 nucleotides. RefSeq names its product zinc finger transcription factor senseless-2 (gene sens-2). Gene Ontology annotation, molecular function: DNA-binding transcription factor activity, RNA polymerase II-specific. Lineage: Eukaryota; Metazoa; Arthropoda; Insecta; Diptera; Drosophilidae. Gene Ontology annotation, cellular component: nucleus. The record is from RefSeq and is a predicted model, not a curated record. Gene Ontology annotation, biological process: regulation of transcription by RNA polymerase II.
CUCUAAAUCAGUGAACGCUUCCUUCCGGAACGGAACCCGUUGCGUAUACGCCACCGUAGCCACCGGAACCCGUUUCGUAUACGCCACCGUAACCGCAGUCGCAUGCCGUCGCGUAAACCCAACUAUUCGGUUGCAGUGCUAAAGCCCAAGAACAACUCCAAGCUGACCGCAGCUUAAGUUAAAAACAAAAUAUAUAUUUAAAAAUCAAACUAAAACAUAAACCAAUACAGUGCCGAAAUGGACGUAGCCAAAAUGCAAGCCACUUCCGGCCAGCAUCUAAUGCAUCCCGCUGCGCCGCCCGCCCACCAACACCACCUGCCGCUCGACUACAGUUUGGGCAACUUUAAGCCGGCCAUAGCGUCCGACUUUCCCGGACCCUUCCUUGCCAGCCAGCAGCAACAGUCAUCCACGGCCUCUAAUUCCGCCUCGUCCGUUUCCGGUUCCGGUGCCGCUUCCGCCUCCACUUCCGCCUCGCUGCAGGUGCGCGAUCUUAGCGCCCUAACGGCCAUGGCCACGAUACCCUCGCCCACGCAACUCCUCCAGCAGCGCAUCCAAAUCUCUGCGGACGCGGCCCUGGGUCACCACCAGCAACAGCACCAGCACCAGGCGGCCCAGAAUCCGCCGCAGCCACCAAUGCCGACGGCCUCUACAUCGCCGCACGAGUAUGCGCCCAUCUCCGCCUUCAAAGCGGUAACACCCAAGAAGCGCAACUCCGACGAUGCCUCCCUGGCAUUUAGCAUUAGCAGACUGGUCAAGACUGAACUCCUAACAGCGGCCGUUGGCCUGAAGCCGCUGACUUCGCUGGAGGACAACAACAACUCCAUCUCCAUGCUGAGCAAAAACCAGAUGCAACAGCACCAGCAGCAUCAGCAGCUCCAGCAGCCACGUUCCAAGCCGGCCUUCAUCAGCGCCAGCGAAAAGUUGAGGCGACAGUCGCGAUCCCGUUCCCGCUCGCGAUCCCGGAGUCGUUGCUCCUCGCAGAUCGACAUGGAGGACGCGGAAUCGCACCAUUCGCACCGCUCGCUGCACUCUCGUUCGCGAUCCCGCUCCCGCUCCCACUCCCGCUCCCGCUCGCACUCGAGCAGCUCGUCGGUGGAGCUGGAGGUGGACUCACCGCCUGGCAGUCCACGGAUCAGUUCUCCCAGCACCGCUUCCGCCUCGGAGCUGCUUAUAACGGCCAAUGGGGGUGCCAGGAGCAUCGGCUCCAAGAAGUCCGAUCUCUUCUCCGUGUCAGCGCUACUGCGAAGGGAUGAGCCACCCCAGAGACGCACGCCACGCAGCCCGCCACUGGGUCACCUGGCCGCCGGCGGCCUACCCAUGCCCUUUAACCCGCUGGAGGCAAUGCGUCAGGGAUAUCCGCCCAACUACGACGCAGCCAUGUUCCAGCGCCCACUCUUCUCGCCUGCCCUGCCCUUCUUCGCCGCCGUUGCCUUCCACCAAGGUCAGCAGCAACAGCAGCAGCAGCAGCAACAGCAACAGCAGCAAUCUAGCCUAGCAGCGGGCUAUCAUCCGGACUCGCAGGAAAAUCUCUUCCGUCUGCGGAGUCUAAUGGUGCCACUGCAAUCCGCCGGACAGAACAACUCCACAGCGGCAGCGGCGGCGGCGGCAGCUGCUGCGGCGGCCGUGGGCGUCGGUGUGGGUGUCGGAGUGGGCGUGCCACCCAACGGCGGGCACCUGGGACUGCCACAUUCGCCGCACCUGCACCACUUCCACCACAUGGCCGCCAAGUGGCCGGGCCUGCACCAAUUCAGCGACCUGUACUCGUGCAUGAAGUGCGAGAAGAUGUUCUCCACGCCGCACGGCCUCGAGGUCCAUUCCCGCCGGACGCACCACGGCAAGAAGCCCUAUGCCUGUGAGCUCUGCAACAAGACCUUUGGGCACGAGGUCAGCCUCAGCCAACACAGGGCGGUGCACAAUGUGGAGAAGGUGUUCGAGUGCAAGCAGUGCGGCAAGCGCUUCAAGCGCUCCAGCACGCUGUCGACGCACCUGCUCAUUCACAGCGACACGCGGCCUUAUCCCUGCAACUACUGCGGCAAGCGGUUCCACCAAAAGAGCGACAUGAAGAAGCACACCUACAUACACACAGGUGAGAAACCGCACAAGUGUCAGGUGUGCGGCAAGGCCUUCAGCCAGAGCUCCAACCUGAUAACGCACUCUCGGAAGCACACCGGCUACAAGCCCUUCUCCUGCAAGCUCUGCCACAAGUCCUUCCAGCGCAAAGUGGAUCUGCGGCGCCACAAGGAGACCCAGCACACGGACCUGCGCGUCCACCUGGGCAAGGUGGACUUCAUGUCGGCAGCAGCAGCGGCGGCGGCCUCUGCCGAGCUGAGUGCAGCGGCGGCGGCAGCGGGCGGCGGAGUGUCCCCGGCGAACCAGGGUGCACCGCCUCCGAACGGGGGACCCCCCCAGAUGGGCGGCGGCCUCAACUGUCAGAAGGUGUCGCUGCUGGUAUAACAGGAGCAGCAGGCCCAGUUCCAAACCAACCGCAAUCAAUGUGCAAUAGAUGGUCAAGCAUUCGCCGUAGCUUGAAGCGAUUCCAAAGAACAGAUGAAAUUAAAACCAUUUAAAUAAUUUUAAGCCAGCCAGUUACACAAUAUUUCCAAUGUUGCCAAAAAAUAAAAUACCAAAGAAAUACGAAAUAAUGCAAGUCAAACUCACUAUAGUCAGUCUCCAGUUCUCAUUACAAUUUAAAUAUUAUUGCCAUAUAGCUCGCUGAACUCUCAUCUUAGGACAUACCAAAGCUAUUCCAGAUCAAAUCGAGUUUCCAUUCUUUUCUUUAUGUAUGUGACUCUGUAUUUCCGUGGUUCGAGUGCCAGAAAACAAAUGAAAAUCAAAAGAUCCCUCGAUAUAAACCGUGCGUGUCGUACUCUGUAAAAUGUAAAACAAAAUGAAUCAAACAUAUAAAACAAAUUGCA